GCUGGCCAAGUCUUCGUCGUCGUCCUCCUCAAUCACAUAUUGGAGACAGCGACGCGCCCAUCUGAUUUAGACGGGAGGACGCCGGCCGCCUGACUUCCUCCCUCCGAGACUCCUUCGCGGCGAAGGCUUUACAGAGCUGCAGGCAGCUCAUGCCGUUAUAAUCCCCCUCGCGACUCGCGAGCCAAGUGAGACCAACCCCCAACUCGACGAUGACCAUGGAGGCGGAGCGCGACGGCGAGGAGCAGCGCCGCCCCCUCCUCUCCUCCUCCUCUCCGCCGCCACCGUCGCCAGCGGCGGAACAUCAGCAUCAGCACCAGCAGCAGUACCAGUACCUGGGCCGCAGCAGCUCGUCGGCGCUGCGCGGCGGCGGUGGCGGAGGAGGAGGAGGAGCGGGCUGGGGCGUGGGGCCGGAGGUCAGCGCCGCGGAGGUCAGGUCCGCCGCGUCGAUCUCCUCCGCCAGCUACUACCCACCGCCGCCGGCUCUCCACCACGACGUCUACCCGCCGGACAUCCACUCCCCGUCCCCAUCGCCAGCUGCCCCUACUGCUCCGCACCCUCACGGAGGAUUAGCAAUUGUUCCUCAAGGGCCGUACCCGUAUGGCGGCGAAUACCAGCCUUCUCAUGAUGGCAGAAGGGAUGUACUGGAUGAGGUAGAGAUCCGGCAGCUCCUUAUUGAUCAUGUUGGGCAUCGGUGCUGCUGGGGAAGUAGGCCUGCUCGCACAUGGAAAAUUACCUCUAUUGAGGAUUGCAAUGUAUAUGUUGGAACUUUGGAAACUUUCAUCGAGGAAAGGGACACUGUAACUAACAAGGAACCCUAUGAUGGUGGGAAAAUAGAUGGAAGAGACAAGGGUCCUGUGCUUGCAGUGUGGGAACUUGAUCUGAGGUCUGAGUUUCCUCUACUGUUUGUACCAGAAAAAGAAGUAAUGGUCAAGAUCCCUCACUCAGAAGUAAUUGAAAAAUGCUUAGAUUGCGAGAGUCGUGGAGAGAUACCAUGUCCUAUUUGCAAUGCUGGUCAGGAGCACGGAUUUUACAAGGCAAAUCAGAUGACCCGUUGCAGUGCAUGUCAUGGGAGGGGUUUACUUGCUCACCAAGAUGGAUCUGAUACAGUAUGUGGAAUGUGCAGUGGUAAAGGAAUGUUGCCUUGUAUAGCAUGUGGAUCGCGUGGCCUAGUAACAUGCAAGACAUGUAGUGGCUAUGGUUCCCUUCUCGCAAAAAGCACUGCUCAUGUUCGAUGGAAGACACUGUCAGCAAGAAAAGUGAGCGCAACUAGGGGAGCUGCCUCUGUGCCUGACGAAGUAUUCCACAGAGCCCAGGGGAUUCAGCUAUGCAACAUACAGGCGUACCAGUGCACUCCUGCAUUCUUCGCCGAUUCGUACCAGCUCAACCAGUUCUCCUCAGAAGUCGUAGCUAGCCGGCUUCCAGUUCCACCGUCCGCGAGGGUCAUUUCCGAGAGGCACAUCAUCUCCGUCGUGCCUGUGAUCCGUGUCACAAUGGCUCAUCGCAAGCAAUGUUUCAGCUUCUACGUCGUCGGCUACAAUAGGGAUGUUUUCAUAAGAGAUUAUCCUUCGAAAUUCUGCUGGGGCCUCUGCUGUUGCUUUGAGUGGCUGCGGAACUAGUUAUUUCUUGCCAUGUGACAAAAAUCGAGUGUGCAGUAUUUUAUAGUAUUACAUACGGAGUAAGGCUUGUGUAUAAUUAUAGCAAAACCGAAGAUUAAAGAGGGUUGAAUGAAUAAGCAUAACCCUGUGUGUUAUGCAUUUUUUACAUUACAGAAGCUGUAUCCUCGUAUUCUAUUACUAGGGCUUCGUCCAUGUAGAUCAUAUCUGUAACAACUGCUCGGGCAUGAAUCAAAUCAGUUGUGAAGACUUUCCCUUA
Messenger RNA from Oryza sativa Japonica Group (Japanese rice), 1872 nucleotides. RefSeq lists its product as uncharacterized. The record is from RefSeq and is a predicted model, not a curated record. NCBI's taxonomy places the organism in Eukaryota, Viridiplantae, Streptophyta, Magnoliopsida, Poales, Poaceae.